AUGAACAGACAUCCAUCAACUACUGGCACUCUUUCUCUCACUUCAGCUGCCAGUCCUACUUCAACAGCUCAACAGCUGUUCCUACUUCAACUGUCAACAGCAGCUCCCACCCUCAUUCCCACUCCCAAUCUAGUGGAAGUGAUUAUUUUCCAGAAAAUAAUCAAUGUAAAUCAUCUUGAAAGAUGA
Entrophospora sp. SA101 is the source of this 186-nucleotide messenger RNA. NCBI's taxonomy places the organism in Eukaryota, Fungi, Glomeromycota, Glomeromycetes, Entrophosporales, Entrophosporaceae. The record is from the annotation of a GenBank genome assembly.